Scomber scombrus (Atlantic mackerel) is the source of this 1167-nucleotide messenger RNA. Its product is annotated as beta/gamma crystallin domain-containing protein 1-like. Gene Ontology annotation, molecular function: structural constituent of eye lens. The record is from RefSeq and is a predicted model, not a curated record. NCBI's taxonomy places the organism in Eukaryota, Metazoa, Chordata, Actinopteri, Scombriformes, Scombridae. The coding region runs from base 1 to 1167 and encodes 388 amino acids. The transcript is spliced from 6 exons. Gene Ontology annotation, biological process: lens development in camera-type eye; visual perception.
AUGGGCAAAAACAACAACCGUCAUCAUGGCCAGGAAGACCUGUAUUGGGAAGUUGUCAUCUCACAACGGUAUGUUUUUUCGCUGCAGAUCAUUUUCUACGAGGAGAGGAACUUCCAGGGUCGUUCCUACGAGUGCAGCAGUGACUGCACCGACAUCCACAUGCACCUGACCCGCUGCAACUCCUGCAGGGUUGAAAAUGGGUGCUUUAUGGUGUAUGACCGUGCCAACUUCAUGGGUAACCAGGUCUUUCUGAGGAGAGGAGAGUACUCUGAUUUCCAGUGCAUGGGAAGCAUGAUGGGCAUGAUGGGCAUGCCCAUGAUGGAAACCGUUCACUCCUGCCGUAUGAUCCCCAUGAACAGAGGACAGUUCAGGAUGAAGAUCUACGAGAGGGACAACUACGGAGGCAAGACGCAAGAGCUGAUGGAUGACUGCGAGUCUCUCCAGGAUCGCUACCUCAUGUCUGACUGCCAGUCCUGCAACGUGAUGGACGGCCACUGGCUGAUGUUCGAGCAGCCCAACUACAAAGGCCGCAUGAUGUACGUGAGGCCAGGAGAGUACAGAAACCUCAGAGAUAUGGGAAUGCCCAACAUGACAAGAAUCAGCUCCAUUAGACGCAUCAUGGAUAUGUUGUUCAUGGUUUUGAUGUAUAAUACAGUAGGGACGGACCGAAACUUCCAGGGCCGCUCGUAUGAGUGCAUCAGCGACUGCUCUGAGAUCGCCUCCCACCUGAGCCGAUGCAACUCCUGCAGGGUGGAGAGCGGGAAGUUUAUGGUUUAUGACCAACCCAACUACACGGGCCAGCAGUACCUCCUGACGAGAGGAGAGUAUCCUGAGUAUCAGAACACCAUUGGCUUCAAUGACUGCAUUAAGUCCUGCCGCAUUAUCCCUGUGCACCAGGGGCCCUUUAAGAUGAGGAUCUAUGAGAGGGCGAACUUCGAAGGCCAGAUGCAUGAAUUGACCGACGACUGUGACUCCAUCCAGGACAACUACCACAUGCCUGACAUGCAGUCCUGCAAUGUGAUAGAGGGCUACUGGUUGAUGUUUGAGCUGCCAAACUUUGAGGGCAGGAUGUUUUAUCUGAGGCCAGGAGAGUACAGGAAUCUCCAGGAGUUUAGCAGGGACGACGAUAUGAAGUUCAAUUCCACCAGGCGCAUCACAGAAUCUUAA